AUGGAGGAGACCAUCAGCAAGAGGCUGCAUGUCUCUGGCCUAACACCAGCUAUAACUCCAGAUGAUCUCUCGCAGCGAUUAGGCGGUUUUGGCAUCGUUAAGGCACUCGACGGCUUUAACCUGGUUGAUGCAGUAGGCCAACCGAGAAAAUUUGGGUACGUCACUCUCGAGACGACCAAGAAACAGCUGGGUCGAUGUAUGAACCUCCUCAGUGGCGUUACUUGGAAAGGCGCAAAACUCCGCAUUGGAGAGGCAAAACCUGACUUCCGCGAGAGUAUUGCAUUGGAGCAUGCCCUCCUUAAAUGCACUGCAGAAGAAAAUGAGGGCCCUCAGCGAAAACGGCGCCGCCUACCCCGCGGGGUUCAGGGAGUGCAUGCCACAGAUAUGUCGCUAGUUACAGCCGAAAACGUUGCAUCCCGACCUGGAUGGCGCGUAACUCCAACAGGGCGGCUCAUCCGUCCUAUCCGAAUGCGGCCAGAUCACCCCUUACCAGACCCACUGCCUAUUGGCGGCGGUCCGAGAAAGGGCGAAAACAUAAAGGACAACAAAGGAAAACUGAAGAAACGUCUGAAGGAUCCGCCAAUACGUGCAAGGAAACGAACCAUCGACCCGACAAGAUGGGGCGCGCAGCAUUUGAAGGGCGCCUUUUUAGACUCUGUAGUUGCGGACGAUGCCAUGGACAGCAGUGCACAUAGAUCCAUCACCAUACGACAAAAUAUUUAUGCGACCUCUGACGUCCACACGGAAACUAGUUCCGAAGGUGAGAGCCUUGAGGAAGAAACACGAGAUAAUGGCGAGCCCGCAAGCAUACAAGUAUCCGUGAAACAAGGUUUUACGUCCCAACCAGAAUCCGCCCUUCCUCGUGUGAUACGCCAAUCUUCACACAAUCUGGUCCAAUUUGGGGAACAGGAUGAUCUUGAACGAGAGAAGCAAAGAUCACUUGGCCUGCUUCAGGCACUAUUUGGAGAUCAAGACGAAAAUUGGGGUAGUCAAGAAAGUGUUGAUUCGGACGUCGAGAUAAACGAUUGGACACGGCAGGCAAAUAGUUUUGUCCCGAUGGACGCCCCUGUGCAGGGAGACGAAAGAACUGAAGUUACUAUGGAUCUAGACGAUCAGGAUAUCUCUACCAACGCAGUCGCCAGUAAAGAGUCUCCAAGGCCGCCAACUGUUGUGCCUAUGCAAACAACAAAAUUGAAAGAUCUUUUCGCUCCAAGGGAAGAAGAUGCUGGAUUCUCGUUGCUCGGACAUUUGAACGUGGAUCUCGAGCUCGAUGACACCAUUGAUUUAGAAGCACCCGUUCAACAGGUAUACUCAGCGCCGACACGUGCUAACGUUCCGCUUAUUCUGCCCUCAAUUCCUGCAUUCGACCUAAAACGCCCACUAUUCUUCCCGUUAUCGCCGGAAGAGAGUCGAGGACGGACACGCCAUGCGCUGGACCCGACAGAUUGGCGGGCUUGGUUUUAUCGCACGGACAGCACGGAAGAUAUUCAGAAGCGAUGGGAGGAGACCCGGGGUGAGCUAACGAGUGGUUGGAAAAGGAGACAUCGAGAGGCCAUCAAGAGUCGUCGUCGUCGGGGUGGACUUGGAGAUGGGGAUAUUUGA
Molecule: messenger RNA, 1602 nt
Organism: Fibroporia radiculosa
Lineage: Eukaryota; Fungi; Basidiomycota; Agaricomycetes; Polyporales; Fibroporiaceae
Exons: 4
Coding region: 1-1602 (533 amino acids)
Molecular function (GO): RNA binding
Source: RefSeq, a predicted model, not a curated record